CCGCCUACACAUUCAUCUUCAUCAAAAUGCCGUCAUCCGAGAUCUCCCCAUCCUUCCAAAAUCAAAACCUUGAAGCCCUCUUGGAAUCCGCCAAGCCUUUCCUCCGUGAAGAAUUCCACAAAAUCGAUGAAAAACUUCCAACCCUACUCGAAAUUCUGUGUUCCGCCGGCGCUGGCGAGUGCUACCACCGCAUAGGCACCUUCCUCGAUCACCUCCGCCAUGUCUACCGCACCAUCAAGCUAUGGAAGGCCCCCGAUUCCAUCGCACUUUGCGCACUCUUUCACUCCGUUUACUCCAACUCCUACAGUAACAUAGUUCUCUUCGACCCAGAAACUAGCCGCGACAAAGUCCGCAGCCUCAUCGGUGAGGCUGCAGAGCGAAUCGCGUAUCUUUUCUGUGUUGUGCACCGCCAGUCUCUCGUUCACAAAUGCAUCAUGUGCCAGUUCACCGAGUCGGAGCUUCGGGAGUAUCUCAAGGCUUCCGAGGUUUCGGUGAUGAACGCUAACGACAAUGGUGUGUUCAAUGGCGACGAAAAAUGGCGUAAGAAGAUGCAGUCACUCGUGCCGGCUGGUGGAUUGAUCGGGAGACACCACACGACAGGUGAAGAGAUUCUGGUGUCACGACGGAUGAUUGGAGUGUUUCUCCUGAUGACCAUAGCGGAUAUCAGCGAGCAAUACUUCGGUUUCCAGGACGUGUUAUACGAAAACACAAACGGGCGUCUUGAACUGGACGGAGACCGGUUUGAUACGUUGUAUCCUGGAAACGGGAAACCGGGGUUAUGGAUGAAUGCAGCAUCAAGAAUGGCUGCAGUUUAUACGUUAUUGGUGCGAGAAGAAGCUAUCUUCUUGCAAGAAAACAAAAUUGGUAGUGGGAUUGAUAGAGAUGAAGAUAUCGAGCUUGUGAUCCCUCCGGUUUUCGAUCAUUGCACCACGAUUCUUGAUGCAAAUGACUUGAUCAUGGCUCGGGACUUGUACUGGGAGGUGGUUUGUGAUGAUUGGUGUGACCAGGUUACAAAGGAUAAGAGUGAGGGGAAGUUGGUUAAGUGUAUUGAGGUGAACCCAUACGUUGGUGAGCCACAUGUGUUGUUGGGUCAGUUUUAUCUGAGCAGAGGGAGGUUUGAGGAGGCUGAAAAGGAGAUUGAGAAGGGGUUGAGACUUUUGUUGGAGUGGGGUGGUCCAUGGGACAAGAGGAUUUCAUGGGAAGGGUGGGUGGCUUGGUGCAGGGUGAUGUUGAACAAGGCUAAGGAGAGGUCUUGGCCACAAACUGCAUGGGGGGUCAUCAAUUUGGGGCUUGUUAGGUAAUUAAGUGGAGCAAUUGUGUGCUUGUGUGGCUCUUGGUAAUAAAGAAUAAGAUGUCUUCAUGAAUUCAUUUUUCAUGAGAUGUUUUGUUUCAUCGUGUUGUUUUCAUUUCAUGUUUUGUUAGUUGUAUUACUUUUGGUGCAUUUGUUAUGAUGUAUGUGUUAAUCUUGUUUGAAUGAUUAGUAGUGGGUGAAUCCCUAGAGCA
This is a messenger RNA of Helianthus annuus (common sunflower), 1503 nucleotides long. RefSeq lists its product as uncharacterized. Lineage: Eukaryota; Viridiplantae; Streptophyta; Magnoliopsida; Asterales; Asteraceae. Gene Ontology annotation, molecular function: protein binding. The coding region runs from base 27 to 1301 and encodes 424 amino acids. The transcript has a single exon. The record is from RefSeq and is a predicted model, not a curated record.